UCCAACACCAGCACAAAAAGCGAGUCCUACGGAUGUGCGUACCUACGAGCCAUACAAGCCCAACUGGACACGUAUCCCACCACCGGAGGCGAGUACCUCGAAGCCAUCUUCACCCACCGAGAAAUCCUUUCGUCAUAUCCCCAGGCGCAUCAGGAGUGCGCCCGGGGAUUCAGUGAUCUCGCUUACAUGCUAGAACAGCGAGCGUGGAGGGCCGAUAGAGAUGCAGAUGUAGAAGCAGUAGUUGCUUUCAGGUACGAGGCGUGGUCUAUUGCUGCAACAAUGUGA
Messenger RNA from Lentinula edodes (shiitake mushroom), 285 nucleotides. RefSeq lists its product as uncharacterized. The transcript has a single exon. The record is from RefSeq and is a predicted model, not a curated record. Lineage: Eukaryota; Fungi; Basidiomycota; Agaricomycetes; Agaricales; Omphalotaceae. The annotation marks the transcript as partial.